AAGUGGCGAAGGAGGAAAGAGUGCGUUCUAUGGAAGGUUAUUUUACGAAGAGUUCAAAACUUACUUUUGGGUGCGCCCCGAUGACAAACAUGAUUUGGAAAAAAAUUUAAACCUAUCGCGAAGCCGCUUAAAGCAACAAUUAAUUCCUCCACCAUCUUCAGAUAUUUCUCAACCUUUCAUAGAAUCAAUUGCAGCACAAACAACUGAGAAAUUUUCUCAACCUUCU
Molecule: messenger RNA, 226 nt
Organism: Racocetra persica
Lineage: Eukaryota; Fungi; Glomeromycota; Glomeromycetes; Diversisporales; Gigasporaceae
Source: the annotation of a GenBank genome assembly